ACGAAACCCAUCGAUGGGCGGCGUCAUCAACAUCAACACAAAUUGUCGCAGCGAGGACAACGGCGCCACAGUUGGACAGACUCCGAACUCGACUACCUGGUCAAAGUGGUGUUUUUUGUCCAUUACAUCGUCUUUUUCUUGCUGGUUUUGGUGGAAAUUACGGGCGACCUGUUGCACCCUUCGCUUGCUGGGAUCUGCCACUUCUUCUACAAUACCUGCUGCUUGCUCUUCCCGGUUUUCUACAUCGUCAAAAUCUGGCUGUCUUCCGUCUUGUGGAACAUCUUCACGUACCAGUGUGAGAUCUGCAGCCGCGUUCGGGAACGGAAUGUAAUGAAAACCGUCCCAGAAGACCACAGUGGUGCGGGAGCUAUCCGUGGAACUAGUACAGAUCUCGCUCCUGCCACGCACUCUAUCACUGUUCUGGAGCGCAAAACCUUUGCCGUGCUGGACCUGUUCGCCGGCAAGACCCUGCCGCAGGUUUGUUUUCUUGCGCCGUUGCGGGUCGUCCAGCACAUGAACGGCAACGUCGCGCAGGCACGGCGCGACGGCUACAAGAUUCAGGCUCUCCAGAAGUACUUUCUGGGCGACCGCAUUAGUUUGUCAGAAUUGCUGGAAAUUCUGAUGCAGGCGGGCAGCCUCGACAUCGGCGCGAUCGACUUUUUCCGUUACGUGUUUCGCUGUGCGGCGGUUCACUUGGAAGACUUUCAUACGGAGGAGCUUGUGCUCCAGUCGGCCACGCCAGCUGCAACUCUGAGCGGGCUCGCAGCUGGUCUGAGAGCGAAACUGGUCGAGAAAGCUAGUACAAACUACCCACACGGGGCGCAAUCUCCAGCGUCUCUCCUUCAACCGUGGAUUGGAGGCGAUGUCGAUGUCGACAAUCAGGACAGUCAACUGCAAAAUUACCUUCGCCGUCCGGAAUCCCUCGCUUCCCAUCUGGAAACGCUUGUUUACCGGAGUGCAACGGUGUGGUCAGAAGCGACGGCGCGGUUGCGGCAGACUCUGGAUCCGGUCUACCUGUUCUAUCGCACCUCUUUCGCGCGGCGCAGCGUAGCACAGUGGUUGAUGCCACCGUUGCGGAGCCGAAACUCCGCAAAUCUGGAUAAAGCUCUGGCUGACGAGGAAAGGUUUGCAACGAUGGGGCGGCAUCCCGAGCAGCAGCUCGAGUUCGUGGCGGCUUUUUCAAACCUGCCAAGGUUCAGAAGUGCGGCACCUCCGAUUUUACCCGUCGCACCAACGCCGGAUGAAGAAACUCGCCUUGGACAACGAGUAGGAGGACCAUUGCAAGUGUACAACUUGCGUAAGGAGUGCGUGGAAUUUCUCGGCGUUCGAAAUGGUGACGCCGGGUUCAACUCAUUGGUGACAAAUACCUUGGUCGCUGGAGAUUUCCGUUUGCGGGACAGCAUUGCUUUUCCAUUCCGGGAGGAAAGCAGGAUCGCUUCGCUUUGGUACGUGACCACUGGACUCCAGCGCGCUGUGCUAGUCAAGCCUGAGGCUGACGGGGGCGAGAAUACCGUGCCUUUCAUUCCCGAAUCCGACGACGGUGGCGCUAGCUCGAUUCCACAGAUAGAACCGGAAUCUGUCACCUGGUCCCGCUGGGACGGCUUUGCGUCUACAAACCCUUUCACGUUUGGAGGUGCAAAACCCCUCGGGCUUGCACAGAGCUCGCUUGCACAAAAAGCGCAGGUGCGUGCGGUGUCGAAGUUUCUCCUGGAGCACACCAUUUCCCAUCAAAAGCUGCAACAGAAGCAGCACCAAAGAUCGAUGGAAAAUCGACUGGGUAUCAGGCUUGACCAACAGGUGUCGGAGUAUGAGAAGGAAAAACAGUUUCUUCAGUUCCGCAGCUUCUUCUGGAAUUUCGGCAUCAUCGUUCCGUGGCGCGAAACGGCCGACCUUUCUGCGGAAUUUGCGAAGCAGUGGCACAGAUCCUUCGGUCCCGACGCUACCCAAAGUGCUACAUUCCUGGCCCGUCGGAAGGCAGUUCUGGAAAAGCUACGGCGCGAAGCCAGCGAGGCGGCAGAACAAAAACACCCUUCGCUGUUCGAUUUUGCGAGGUACGGCCAACAGAAAUGUCUGGAACUGGAUGCGGAUGGAAAUCCAGAGCCGGUGCGGGCGCUGCACACCUUAGAGGAUCUACUAGUUUUUCUGGUGCAGAACGAGCGUCUUGCAAUCCCAGAGGUCGUCGACAAUCACCUCCGCGCCCAAGCAGAGGCAACGCGGACGAGACACGGACAACGCACGACAGACGACCAGAAUCGCGGCCGCGUGUCUGCAGUUACAACUGCUGCGCCCUCAGCAGCGUCGGAAAAGACCAAGGCGACCGCCCGGCCAAACCCGAACUUUCUUCAGCUCGAACCCAAGAAAGGACCACCAGCUGCAAUCCCAGCGACUCCUUCCUUGCACAGGGACAGGAUACCGGCCGCAGUGAUGCGCGACGCCGAGCUGUUGAGGCCGACCCCCGCCGCCGCUGCCGCGCUGGCUAGGUAUCUGCGCCGCCAAGCAGAUCAUGAUGGCGGAGAUGACAACAUAACAAGUGCUGCACCUCACGAACGGCACGAUCCACAACAUGGCGCAGCCGGCGAUCUUUUGCUCCCCGACCUGCGCGAGCAUGAUGCUCGCCACAGAUCCAUUUCACCAGCAGGUGCGAGCCAGUCUCUUACCUCACUUUCAACGUACGAAUCUCAGGGCGUGCUCACGGAGGGCAUGCGCUUCAUCGACGUGAAAAGUGCCGACCAAAGCAGGCAGCCUCUUCGCCUGCUGCGAGGGGGCUUGUUGACGUGGCAAGCGAACGUAGUGCUCUCGGAUAUUGUGGCGACCUUGAAUCAAGUGUUGCCAAGUUUGGUAAAGCUCUACUCUUGGGUGCAUCUCGUGUUGGUGCAAACCUUAAAGUGCGACGGCACAUUUUUCCACCUUCGAACCAACGAUAUGCAGCUUUUGGCGUUCCAGAAAUCGGGUGAGCCGCCAUUCUCUUCGCUGGGCGGUGCUCAAAAAGUGCUUCGCUGGAUGGCAUCGGCCACCAACUCUGCUGGUGGCGGGGAGGAUGCGGUGCCCGGAGACGAGGCGCGAACUGACCCCGAGGACGAGGCUCUGAUGGAGACUGUGACAAGCGACCACAUGGUUGACUUCGCAAGCCGGACGCCCUUCACGCGUGCCUCCUUCGGGGAGCACUUCGCGCCCUGGCAUUACAUGUCGAAGAGUGUGGAACUGAAAAGCACCAGUCUCAGGUUUCUCCUGACGAUCGGCGAUCAAAUCGACUUCGCGUGGAUGCACUUGUUUCUGUGCACGGUUGGGAUUUUCGUGUUGCAGCUUGUUUUGGUCUGGCGAAGCAGCCGCUUGCAACCUGAACCGAGAUUUUUCGAAAAAAGGAAGGAACGGAAAAGGGUAAGUGGCAUGGCUAGAACUACAAAACUAGAAGUGGAGCCGCGCACGUCGUUUGUGGGAAAAAAGCGCAGGACGAGAACAACAUGCGGUAGAACAUUUUGCGAGAAAGCAUCACGUUGUGGAGCUGUCGCGGGUGGUGAAGAUCGCGUUCGCGACGGUGUUUUUUCCGAAGUGCUCAACAGUUCCACUGAUGCUAUUAAUGGGGUUGCUGCACUGCCGGUCCAAACUCGACACGGGAAAAAUCGAGACGCUCAAUUGCAGCGACUUUUGAAAGUUCGAAGCGCCGCCGUUCAUGAUGAAAACGUAGACGAUUCUGACAACAGUACUCUGUGCUCAGAUUCUGACGUCGAAGCCGAAAAAGAUCGAGCGCUAGACGCAACAAAAAGAAGUGAUGGGCCGAAGCAUGUUCUCACCCUGCAGGGCGUGCAUAAAGUGUACAGUCAAAGAGUGUAUGCAGUACGCGGCGUCAGUUGGUCAAUCCCGUGCCAACAAGCGAACGGCAAUCCUCGUACCUGCUUCGGGCUGCUUGGCACCAACGGGAGCGGAAAGACGUCUGUGUUUCGGAUGAUCAUGGGCCUCGAACCGCUGUCGAAAGGCCGCAUUUUGGUCAACGGCCACGACACGACGAAAUUCAUCACAGAGAUCCGUCGCCGUAUUGGCUACUGCCCACAGGCCAACUGCGUGCAAGGGGAUUUAACAGUGCUGGAGAUUGUCAGCUUGUUUGCAACGUUGCGGAAGGGAGACCUUGCUAGUGCCGCUUUUGGAACAAGAACCGCAGGGCAAUUACAAGAAGGACCCACUAGCACUACAGUUGCCGAGAUAGAGGACAAACUUGACAGCCUCGACCUCGCGAAAUACCGAGAUCGCAAAUUUGCGAACCUUUCGGGGGGUAACCAGCGGAAGGUAUUGCUUCUGCUCUCCCUACUCUGGGACCCGCAGCUCGUGCUGCUCGAUGAGCCGUCUGCCGGGGUAGAUCCGAUGGGCCGGCAGAGCAUUUGGACUGUACUAAAACAGAUCCAGACACGGAGCGAGUCGUCAUUUGUAUUAACCACCCACGCCAUGGAAGAAGCCGAGGCGCUCUGUGAUCGCGUCGCCAUUCAGCACCGGGGACGGCUGAAGUGCGUUGGCACCGUUCAGCAUCUGUGCCGAAAAUUCGGACGGGGCUACGAGGUACGAUUGCGCUUGGACAUGAACGACGACGUCGACGACCCGACCGAAGAUUUGUAUUCAGACAGAACAACAAGACCAACAGAUGGUGAAUCAUGGACGAGAAGUGAAAGAGCUGAACUGGUUCGCAGCAUGGAUUUUUUCCGCCUAGCAUACUUUCGGAGUUUGGAUAUUGCCACAGCUUUGGGAGACUUACGAGCAGAGGAAAUGAAAAGAAACAAAGAGGAAUCUGGUGCGGGUGGCGAGGAUAGCAGCGCGUCUUCGAGUAGCGGAAGUUGCAGCGUGCGUGGUUCAGGUGCGUCUGAAGCUCUUUCGACAUGUUCUGCAUCUGACACGUCUAGGGCUGCUUCGAGCGUCUCCGAUACCGAUUCUUGCUACUCAGCAACGAGUCCAAGCGAGACUGAGGACGACUUUGAGGAUGUACAAAACUCAGCUCCGGCGUUGUUUCCUCUGUCAAUUUUUUCGUGGGUCCACGGCGGUUACUCGAGGAACAGAACGGGUUUAGCGCGCGGGCACCUCGAGCACGAGGCCAUGGACGACCAAUCGUUGCAGCGAAGAAGCAGCAACCGGAAAAACCGCCGAAAGAGUGCCUCGAGCCCUGCGCCGCUCGAUUUGUUGUCUUUCGCGCGCCGGAGAGACUGGAAAGCGUUCCUGCACCACAAGGGCAGCCGUCAACUUCUAGCAAAACAUCUUCGGAAAAAUUCAGGACCGGAAACCGACGGAUAUAGUAGCAGCGGGAGCAGACAGUCGAGCGGCGAUUGUGAAGAAGCCAAUCACUCUUCCGAACAGAUAGGAGAGGAUCAGGAACAGCGCGAUCCCCAGUUGCCCAAUCUGUGGGCCAGUUUCGAAUCCGAGCUUCGAUACAGGGUAACAAUGCGCCGCGUUUCCGAUCACUUCACGAAGCACAUUGCGGACUGCAUGUCACCGAACGGCUUCGAGGUAAAACCGGUGUGUGCAGCCGGAAUCGUUUUGUCGUUCGCGGUGACUGCGCCGCCCUUGACCGAUUUUUCACUGUCAGCAUUCGCUGAUCUGAUGGAAUGUGUGGAGACGCUGUUAUCAAAGAAACCUAACGAGUGUAGAAAAAGAGAAAGUUUCGACUUUUCGUCGGUCAUUAGCGAAGUCAGCUAUUCGCAGAUCGGUCUAGAUACAAUUUUUCGAAACCUAACGAAUGAAAAACUCGACCAGAUUUACGACUGA
This is a messenger RNA of Amoebophrya sp. A120, 5742 nucleotides long. The record is from the annotation of a GenBank genome assembly. NCBI's taxonomy places the organism in Eukaryota, Dinophyceae, Syndiniales, Amoebophryaceae.